UCGCAUUCACUUCAUUAACUCUUGUUGAACAAUCUAGCAAUUAAGUUCACGAUCAUUGAAAACUGACUUUUGCAUUUCUAACAUCCACACAUUCUCACAUUCUUACAAACACAUUAUAACCAUUAUAAAUAACAUUGUUCUCAUACCCUAUUUUGUUCAUCAAUAAUAUUUCCAAUUCUCUUAGAAAUAUACAUAUGGCACCUCAUGGAGAUUCAUUACCUAGCUCAUUCUCUAGAACCAACAACGUAGUAUGCUCCAAACCACCAAAACCUAAUUCAUCCGAUCACAACAACAACAAUAACAACAACAUUCAAAGAACAAUCUCCGACAUAUCGUUCGCGUUAUCAAAAGAAGACUUUGAUUUAACACUUCCACCAAUAACUGAAGUUGAAGAUGCAAAGUGCGAGUGCUGUGGCAUGUCGGAAGAGUGUACACCUGAGUACAUAAAACGCAUACGCGACAAAUACUUAGGAAAAUGGGUUUGUGGUUUGUGUUCUGAGGCAGUGAAGGAAGAGUUGGAGAAAAAUGGAGGGAAAAAAGAUGAAGCUUUGAGUGAACACAUGAAUGCAUGUGUUAGGUUUAACAAAUAUGGAAGGACUUUUCCUGUUUUGUUUCAAGCUGAAGCCAUGAAAGAGAUGCUGAAAAAGAGUAAAAUGGAAGGUAGAAGGGCUAAGUCAUUCAACCCUAGAGAGAAAGGUGGUGGUGGUGAAAAGAAAGGUGGACUUGCUAGAAGUUCAAGUUGCAUUCCUGCUAUCACAAGAGAUAUCAAUGAUUUCAAAAUUUCAAGUUAAACUUAACUUACAAGUUAUUAUAACAACUUUUCAUUUUACAGAUUAUCAUUUUGUCAAAAUCACUAUCGUUCUAAAGAUGCGGUAAGUCUUUUAAUUAUGUGUUGAUUAAUUUCUAUGUUGUAUAAAGAACAUGGUUUGUUGUGUCUCUAUAUUUAAUGUUGUUCAUUUUUUUUCUACUGACUAGUGGCUACAACUAGUGGCUACAACUCAGAAUCAUUGGAGGGUUGCAAGAUAACAUAACCCUAAAGUUGUUACCUUUUGAUGAUCGGAAGUUUUUUUUAGGUCUCUCUCCCUAUCACUAUCAUGGUUUUAAUUGAAAGGAAGUUGAUCCGUGUGAGAUCUUCUUUGUCUUUCUUUUUGAUGGAGAGGGUAAUUCUUUGUAUGUAGUCAGUGGCUUUUUCAAUGUAUUUUAGGUAUUUCCAAUCUUAUAACAGAAAUAAACUUUGCUUCUUUAAUUGGAUGCCUUUGUCUCAA
This is a messenger RNA of Lathyrus oleraceus (garden pea), 1265 nucleotides long. RefSeq lists its product as uncharacterized. The transcript has 2 exons. NCBI's taxonomy places the organism in Eukaryota, Viridiplantae, Streptophyta, Magnoliopsida, Fabales, Fabaceae. The coding region runs from base 195 to 791 and encodes 198 amino acids. The record is from RefSeq and is a predicted model, not a curated record.